AAAAAAACUAGGAAAGUUCACAGCUUGAAUACUGAUCGGCGAAACCUAAUGAGGUUUUAUACUUGCCUCCGCCGCUUUCAUUUAGUUAAAAGCCCUGAGCGGGAGAGGGAGAUUUGUAUAUGGCUUCACAUCUUCUGCGAUGCCCCACAAGGUCCUCGUCAUCGCUAACAUUAGGCUUACUCCCCAAAUUUAAAGUAGUCUGUUCUCUUUUCUCUUCUCUAUGCAGAAGAAAACCAUCACCCUUCUCAGCUCCAAGAGACGCCCCUCCAGUCCCAAAGAAAGUUCCCUUCACAGUCUCAGCUCAUGGCACAUCGUGGCAAGAUCCUUACCAUUGGAUGUCCAACACCGCUGACCCCGACCUCUCCGCAUACCUUCGCUACGAAAACUCAUAUGCUGAAGCUUUCAUGGCUGACACCCUUAACCUCCAGCGGACACUCUUUUCUGAGAUGAAUUCUAGAAUGCCCACUAAUAUUUCCACUCCCACUGAACGCUGGGGGCCAUGGUUAUACUACCAAUACAUUCCGGAGGGGAAGGAAUACCCUGUACUUUGUCGGAAAUUAGCUCAGACAAAUGGUUGGGCAAAGUCUUUUCUUAAUAACGUGAUAGGAGAAUUUGGAAGGGAGAAAGUUCUCCUGGACUGGAAUGAAAUUGCAGAAGAAUAUGGUUAUGUUCAUGUUGGUACAUGUCGAGUUUCUCCAGAUCACAACUUUCUUGCAUACACACUUGAUAUAACUGGGAGUGAACGGUUCAUGCUUCAAAUUAAGGAUCUCCAUAGUGGCUGUAUUCUUCCAGACUUGAGGGUUGAUGGGGUUGUUAGCUUGGCAUGGGCUCAAGAUGGUUGUACUUUAUUCUAUACAACAACAGAUGAAAACCAACGGCCUUACAGGGUGCAAUGCAUUAAACUGGGAUCAGAUGCUGUGAAUGAUGUCCCAGUAUUUACAGAAAGUGAUCCCAGCUUCUGUGUGGACAUCACGAGUACAAAGGAUGGCAAGUUUAUAACCGUGAAUUCUAAUUCAAGGAGUUCAUCUGAGGUUUUCGUGAUAAAUGCAACCAAUCCAGAAGAGGGCUUGCGAAGAAUGAAUAAGCGUGUCCCUGGUGUACAGUAUUUUUUGGAACAUCACUAUGGUUUUUUCUAUAUUCUCACAAAUGCUCCUUUAACUGAUAAGGAAUUGUCUGUUGGAGAUUAUUAUUUGGCCAGAUGCCAGGUUGACGAUGUACAGUUGGCUAAUUGGCAGAACAUCAUCCUCCCAGGUGAAGAUAUUAGCAUACAAGAUAUGGACAUUUUUCAUGGACAUUUGGUGCUUUUCCUCAAUAACAAAGGUUGCUCUAUGAUAUGCUCCAUCAAUAUGCCAGUUGAUGUUAAUUAUAAGCAGCAAAUGGAGAUUGGUGAUCUUAGUCCAUGGUUCUUCCCUCUGCCUUCGGGUUUAUGUAAAGUUGUUCCAUGUUCAAAUCAUGACUUCAUGAACUUCGUCUAUCGUGUGGUUGUUUCAUCUCCAGUGAUGCCUGAUAUAAUCAUUGAUUAUGACAUGCGGCAACGGGUAUUCUCCAUAGUGCAGCAAGAGGAGGUACUAGGUGUUUCUGGUAAUAGUGGAUCAUUCUCACAGACUCAUGACCUAAAUACUAACAAACUGUUGGAUGCCCAAAAUGAUGAGAACAAACAUGCCCAGAUUACUGAAGUUCAGAGAUGGAAGGACUUUUCUGAUGCAUACUGUUGUGAAAGAAAGGAGGUUAUUUCCCAUGAUGGUGUUGAGGUUCCUCUGACUAUUUUGUACUCACGAGAAGCAUGGAAGAAGGGUCUGUCUCCUGGCCUUCUACAAGGCUAUGGAGCAUAUGGGGAAGUUCUAGAUAAAGCCUGGUGUUCAGAUCGUCUGAGUUUACUUGAUCGUGGCUGGGUGGUGGCAUUCGCUGAUGUGAGGGGUGGUGGAGGUCCGGAUUCUUCAUGGCACAAAUGUGGCAGUGGAUUGAACAAGCUAAACUCUAUUCAUGACUUUGUUUUAUGCGGCAAAUACCUGGUUAAUGAGGGCUAUGUUCAUGAAGACCAGCUUGGUGCUAUUGGAUUUAGUGCAGGAGGUCUUCUUGUAGGGGCAGCUAUCAAUAUGUGUCCUGAUAUGUUUCGUGCUGCUAUUUUGAAGGUUCCAUUUCUUGACAUUUGCAACACAUUGUUAGAUCCCAAUUUGCCUCUCACUUUAUUGGACUACGAAGAAUUUGGAAAUCCUCGAGUACAAUCCCAAUUUGAGUCCAUUUUAAGUUAUUCUCCAUAUGAUAAUAUUUCUCAAGGAAGCUGUCAUCCUUCAGUGCUUGUUACGGCAUCAUUCUGUGACUCGAGGGUGGGAGUUUGGGAAGCUGCCAAAUGGGUAGCCAAAGUACGAGAUAGCACUUGUUCAAGUUGUUCCAGUGGGGUCAUCCUGAAGACGAAUAUGAAUGGAGGCCAUUUUGGUGAAGGAGGCCGUCAUGGUCACUGUGAGGAAACAGCGUAUGAAUAUGCUUUUCUAAUGAAAGUUAUGGGGAUUUCAUGCGAUACCUCAUGAUAAGUGUUCUUUUGAAUCAACACAAGUGACGAUAUGAGGAAAGUUUGUAUUCAAAAUCUUUGGUGAGUGUGAUCUAGUAUUUGACUCUUAGAAGGAUUUAUGAUUUCCCAUUGGCUCUUUGUUAUUUGUGAAGGCGACCUGAAGCAGUUGGGGCACUCAAGCUCUGAAUGCUUCUUAAGAUACAGAAUUACUUAUUUUUUCACUCAAUACAUGGGGCUAGUUUGAAAA
This is a messenger RNA of Vitis riparia (riverbank grape), 2756 nucleotides long. RefSeq names its product protease 2. Gene Ontology annotation, molecular function: serine-type endopeptidase activity. The coding region runs from base 120 to 2528 and encodes 802 amino acids. The transcript is spliced from 11 exons. Gene Ontology annotation, biological process: proteolysis. The record is from RefSeq and is a predicted model, not a curated record. NCBI's taxonomy places the organism in Eukaryota, Viridiplantae, Streptophyta, Magnoliopsida, Vitales, Vitaceae.